AUGGCGUCGGGCCUCCCGUACUGCUCCCCCGAUGCCGGCCUGGCCCCUGAGUGCUGCCUGGACGCCUGCGAGCCCGGCCUCGCCUGGCCGACGCCGUGCCCACCGCCCGCCAGCAAGGGCCCCCACCCCCCCUGGUCCAGCCUGCCCACGGACGUGAUGGGCGCGGUGUGCGCGGGGCUGGCCCCGCGCGACCUGUGCUGUGCGCGGCUGGCCUGCCGCGCCUGGUCCGCGUCGCUGUCCCGCACCGUGGCCUCGCUGGCGCCGCGCACGCCGCGGCUCCAGGCGCUGGCCGCCCGCUUCCCCGCUCUGCAGGAGCUGGACCUCCUGGACCUGACGGGGUGUGCGGGGGUGAGUUGCCGCGGCCUGGCCGCGCUGGGACCCGCGCUGGGCCGCCUGCGCCACCUGCGCCUGGGCUCCUGCGGCGCGGGCGCCGCGGGCGAGGCCGACGCCGUGUUGCGCCUGCUGGGCUCCGCCUGCGCCCGCCUGACCGACCUGGACCUGGCGGGGUUUGCGCUCACCGGCGCAGGCCUCCUCGCGCUGGCGCCUCUGGGCGCCAGCCUGGAGACGCUGGGCCUGUGGAACUGCGCCACCGUGCCCGACGCCGAGCUGGGCGCGCUGGCCGCGCUGCCCAGGCUCGCCGACCUCUCGCUGCGCGGCUGGCACCAGCUGACCGACGCGGGGGCGGAGGCGCUGGGCGCGCUGCCCAGGCUCGUGCGCCUCGACCUCCGCGCCUGCGAGCAGCUGCGCGGCGAGGGCCUGGCCGCGCUGGCCGCCGCCGGCGGCCUGCACACCCUGGACCUGCGCCGCUGCCACGCGCUGACCGACGCGGGCGUGGCCGCGGUCGGGCGCCUGGCCUCCCUCCGCUCCCUCCUCCUGGACGGCUGCUGGCAGGUGACGGGCCCGGGGCUGGCCGGGCUGGCAGGCUUGAGGAACCUGGAGCGCCUGUCUCUGCAGGGCUGCCGCGGGGUCUACAUGCCAGACGGCGGCGCACUGCCCGGGCUGGGCGCCUGCGCCGCGCUCCAGUCCCUCAGUCUGCGCCUGUGCGACCGCCUGGCGGGCGGCGCGCUGGGCUUCCUGGCCUCCCUCCCCGACCUCCGCUCGCUGGACCUCAGCAGCUGUCGCCUGCUCACCGGCGAGGACCUGGGCCCCCUGGCCGGCGCCGCCAAGCUCACCACCCUCCGCGCCGAGCACUGCCUGGGGCUGGAGGGCCGCAACGCGCUGGCCGCACUGGGCGCCUGCCCCGCCCUCCAGUCCCUCUUCCUCUGCGGCUGCCGCAAGCUGGAUGGCGCCGCGCUGGGCGCGCUGCGCCCGCUGCGCGACCUGCGCCUCCUCUCCCUCCACGGCUGCCACGGCGUGCCCGGGCUGGAUGCGGGGCUGGACGCCAUGCUGGCCGCCGGGCCGCCCUCCCACCCGUGCCUGGCCACGCUCUCCCUGCAGGGCUGCGACAGCGUGUCCGACAAAGGGGUGGCGGCCCUGGGACGCCUCCCCGCGCUGCGCACGCUGCACCUCUCUGACUGCGCCGGGGUGGAGGGGCGCGGGUUCGGGGCCUGGGGCGCCGCCGGCGACGAUGGCACCGCCCCCCCCCUCGCCGAACUCCACCUCCAGAACUGCGGCGCGGUGAGCGAUGCGGGCGCUGCGGCCGUCGCGCGGCUGGCCUCGCUGCGCGAGCUGCGCCUCAAGGCCUGCCGCGCGCUGACGGAGCAGGGGCUGGCCAGCCUGGCCGCCGGGCUUUCCAACCUGACCACGCUGUCGCUGCAGAACAUGACGCUGACGGACGGCGGCGUGCGGCCCCUGGCCCGCCUUGCCAAGCUGGAGUCCCUGGAGCUCCAGUUCUGGGUCACGGCGCUGACGGUGCUGCAGGAGCUGACGCGGCUGGACCUGCUGUACAGCUGGCAGGUCACGGACAGCGUGCUGGCCGACCUGGCGGCCAUGCCAAAUCUGCGGCGCCUGAACCUGACGGGAUGCCACCGCAUCUCACGGGCGGGGCGGGAGUCCAUCGCCCACCUGCUCCCCACCGAUCGCCAGGAACUGUCCUGA
This is a messenger RNA of Auxenochlorella protothecoides, 2037 nucleotides long. RefSeq names its product EIN3-binding F-box protein 1. Gene Ontology annotation, cellular component: SCF ubiquitin ligase complex. Gene Ontology annotation, biological process: SCF-dependent proteasomal ubiquitin-dependent protein catabolic process. Bases 1 to 2037 code for a protein of 678 amino acids. The record is from RefSeq and is a predicted model, not a curated record. NCBI's taxonomy places the organism in Eukaryota, Viridiplantae, Chlorophyta, Trebouxiophyceae, Chlorellales, Chlorellaceae. The transcript is spliced from 4 exons. Gene Ontology annotation, molecular function: protein binding.